AUGCCCCCUAUAACCGUAUCCAAAGGGCGCGGCCCCUCCAGCGACCCAAACGAAACCUUCACGCAAAUGGCCGACACAGACCUGGAAUCCCUAGGCCGGCACUGCCAAUACGAGUACUGCGGCCAACUAGAUUUCCUCCCCUUCCGCUGCGAAUCCUGCCACAGCACAUACUGUCUAGACCACCGGACCGAAACCGCGCAUGAGUGUCCUCGCGAAGGCGAAUGGGCCCGCCGCCGCAACGGAACAAACACCAAUCGUGAAAACCGCACCGCCCCCGAAAAACCAUCUAUCUACAACACCGACCAAUGCGCCCACACCCAGUGCAAAACCCUCAUCAACACUCUCAAAGACCCCGCCGUGCGUUGCCCCCAGUGCAACCACCAGUACUGCCUGAAACACCGUCUCCGCGAGGAGCACGAAUGCGCCAAGAUUACCCCGCUGGGCGCGCGCCAGCAAAAUGCCGCUUCAUCAAAUGAUACAAUCAAGUCCAUGUUUGCGCGCGUGCGCACCUGGGGCCGCGAUAAACAGCAAGCCGCUGCCAAGGGGACCCUGCUGCCAACUCUCCCGAAGAUGAAGCCUAAACCGAAUAGUCCGGCUGCCCGUGCGGUUGCCGUUAAUGGCCUCAAGCGAUCGGCGAAGGGAGAUGCUUCUGUUCCUGUGGAUAAGAGGCUGUAUUUGCAUGCUGUUGGUACGGCGGAGACACAGGCUGCGAAGCCGCCGGCUGGUGAUUUCUUUUUCGAUUCGAGGUGGAAGGUUGGCCGUGUGCUUGAUGAUGCAGCGAAGAAGUUGCGGGUUCAGAACUUGAACAAUCGGGUUGAUGGGGAGGAUUCGAGGUUGCGGAUCUUCCAUGUUGAGUCUGGGGAUUUCCUUGAGUUCUCGGAGACUAUUGGGGCUGGGAAGGUAAAGCAAGGUGAUACGAUUGUGUUGUUACGCGGCGCUGGGGCUGUUCUUGAGAGCGCAUGA
Molecule: messenger RNA, 963 nt
Organism: Penicillium robsamsonii
Lineage: Eukaryota; Fungi; Ascomycota; Eurotiomycetes; Eurotiales; Aspergillaceae
Product: AN1-type zinc finger protein
Exons: 1
Coding region: 1-963 (320 amino acids)
Cellular component (GO): cytoplasm
Molecular function (GO): zinc ion binding
Source: RefSeq, a predicted model, not a curated record